UUCAUGUGACUACUCAAGAACCCCUUUUGGAAAACGCCCCUACACCACUACUACUACCUCAAAAAACGCCCAAAACCCCAACACAAAGAACCAUGAGAAAGGCAUUCAAAGGCACAUCACAUCUGGCCAAGCUUCUCCCAACAGGAACAGUGCUAAUAUUCCAAACCCUAUCACCACUUUUCACACACCAAGGCCAAUGCCAAACCCUAACAAGCAAAACCAUGACCACAUGUCUCUUAACCCUUUGCAGCAUCUCGUGUUUUCUUCUGUCCUUCACUGACAGCUUCAGGGAUGAGAGGGGAAAAGUGAGAUAUGGGGUGGCCUCAUUGAAAGGUUUGUGGGUUUUGGAUGCUUCAAUUAGGGUUCCUGUUGAUGAGGCUGAGAAGUAUAGGCUGAGGUUCAUUGAUUUCUUCCAUGCUUUCAUGUCGAUCUUGGUUUUCUUGGCGGUCGCGCUCUUAGAUGGAAGUGUUGUUAGCUGUUUUUUUCCUAAGCCUUCUGAGGAGGCCAAGGAGCUUCUUGUGACUUUGCCUAUUGGGAUUGGAAUUGUUUGCAGCGUUUUGUUUGUUGCAUUCCCUAGCCAAAGACAUGGGAUUGGCUUCCCUCUCUCACGUAAUUAGUUUCAUUGAUCUAUCUUGUUCAUUUUUUUCUUCUUCUAUGGCAUGCUUUGUGUAAUUCUAAUAGAAAGCCUAGGAAUUUUUAUUUUUUUUUUCAUUUUUUGCAACCAAGUGCUGAAAGA
Messenger RNA from Glycine soja, 736 nucleotides. RefSeq names its product protein DMP7-like. The record is from RefSeq and is a predicted model, not a curated record. Bases 93 to 617 code for a protein of 174 amino acids. Lineage: Eukaryota; Viridiplantae; Streptophyta; Magnoliopsida; Fabales; Fabaceae. Gene Ontology annotation, biological process: endomembrane system organization. The transcript has a single exon.